AUCAAGUUCCAGAAUUAUUAUAUCAAGAAAAAUCUUUACCUCCAAUUACAUCUACACUUACAUCUGAAUUAAUUACACCUGAACUAGAAACUUCGCUUUUAUCAUCAGACCAAGAAAAAUCCUCACAUCUAGAAAAUCGAAUUCCAGAAUUAUUAUAUCAAGAAAAAUCUUUAUAUCCAAUUACUUCUACACUUAUAUCUGAAUUAGCUACAUCUGAACUGGAAAUAUCACCUUUAUUAUUGGACCAAGAAAAAUUCUCGCAACUAAAAAUUCCAGAAUUAUUAAAUCAAGAAAAAUCUUUGCAUCCGAUUACAUCUACACUUACAUCUGAACUAGCUACGCCUGAAUUGGAAAUCUUGUCUUCAUCAUUAGAACAAGAAAAUUCUUCGCAUCUAGAAA
This is a messenger RNA of Diversispora eburnea, 399 nucleotides long. NCBI's taxonomy places the organism in Eukaryota, Fungi, Glomeromycota, Glomeromycetes, Diversisporales, Diversisporaceae. The record is from the annotation of a GenBank genome assembly.